CAGCCCGGCCGUACAAAUUCCGGCUGAAUGCCGGUCCCAUAGAACAGUUGCCGUCGAGCGGAGUGGACGAGCGAACGUGUGCGGCAGGUGGAUUACGGAUAUUCGGAGUCAAGGAUUAACCGAGGAUUUGGCUAAGGAUAACCCAAAGACUUUCAGUGCAUUUCUUGCGCUUAGCAGCUUAACCUGAAAACUUGGUACGAUCCCAAAGAUGGAGUUCCUGAGCGCCCAGUGCGCUGCCCGUUCCGCUGGUCCGGCCAAUACGCUGAUGUCCCUGCUCCUGUCCACGCUGAUCAGCAAGUACUGCGACUUGAGUGGCCAACAGCAGUGGCCCGAGGACAAGGGCGAUUGGUUGGACAAGGCUGGUGGCUUCCAGCACGACUACGACUUUAUAGUGAUUGGAUCGGGCAGUUCGGGAGCUGUGGUGGCCGGUCGCCUGGCCGAGGAAAGGAAUUGGAAAGUGCUGCUGCUCGAGGCUGGAGGCGAUCCCCCCAUUGAAACGGAAUUCGUGGCAUGGCACAUGGCCACCCAGUUCUCGGACUGGGACUGGCAGUACCACUCGCAGCCCAAUGGACGUGCCUGCAUGGCGAUGCAGGGUGAAAGUUGCCACUGGCCGAGGGGCAAAAUGCUGGGCGGCACGAACGGAAUGAAUGCGAUGAUCUAUGCCAGGGGCACGCGGAAGGACUUCGACGACUGGGAGGCCAGAGGAAAUCCGGGAUGGGGCUACGACGAGGUGCUGGAGCACUUCCGCAAGGCCGAGGAUCUGCGCUCCACCCGGCCGGACUACAAGCCCGGCGACCAUGGCGUUGGUGGACCCAUGGGACUGAACAACUACGUCUCGGACAACGAAUUCCGAUCCACCAUUCGCGCUGGCAUGAAGGAAAUGGGCUACGGCAGUGCGCCCGACUUCACCGAAGGCUCCUUUGUCGGCCAAAUUGACAUUUUGGGCACUCAGGAUGGGGGUCGUCGCAUCACCACCGCCAGAUCUCAUCUGCACAAGAACACCCCCAAUCUGCACAUCCUGCGACACGCCCACGUCAAGAAGAUCAAUCUGGAUGGCCACAAUCGAGCGGAAAGCGUGACCUUUGUGCAUCGCGGCAAGAAGGAGUACACGGUGCGGGCCAGCAAGGAGGUCAUCGUGUCCGCCGGAGCCAUUGGUUCGCCCCAGAUCCUGCUGCUCUCGGGCGUCGGUCCCGCCGAUCACCUAAAAAGCCUGGGAAUUCCCGUGAAACUGGAUCUGCCCGUGGGUCGCAAUCUGAAGGAUCACGCCAGUCUGCCGGUGAUCUUCCAGAUCGACAAGUCCACGGCCCGCAAGCCCACCGAGGAGGAGUUGGUGGACGCCAUGUACAACCUGCUGAUGGGUCGUCAUAGCAAACUGCUGCACCACGAGGCCACCGCCUUGACGGGAUUCAUAAACACCACGUCGAUUGAGGGCCCCAAUCCGGACAUUCAGACCACCAAUUUCUUCAGCCUUAUGCAAAGUCCCGAAUUGAAGGGUUAUGUGGCUGCCACCGGAUUCAAUGAUCGCGUGGCCAAAAGCAUUUUGUCGGCCAACCAAGAGACCAAUACCUACAUUACCUAUUUGCUCCAUUUGAAACCCUUCUCGGCGGGCAGUUUGACUUUGCAGAGUACGAACUACUUGGAGGCCCCACUUAUAGAUCCCGGCUAUAUGACCGACGAACGUGAUGUGGACACCUAUAUCCGAGCGUUGAAUAUCUACAAGAAUUUGCCAAAUACCAAGGCUUUCAGUGAGAGGGAGGCCGAAUUGCACAAACUCGAUUUGGAGAAGUGCAAUGGUCUGGAGUAUCAGUCGGAUGACUACUGGCGCUGCUACAUCCGUCACAUGACGACCACCGUCUAUCACCCGGUUGGAACCACUCGGAUGGGCCCAUCCACCGAUGAAACAGCCGUUGUGGAUCCUCGAUUGAGGGUUCAUGGCGCCAAGGGUCUGAGGGUGAUCGAUGCCAGCAUUAUGCCCGAUAUCGUGGGUGCCAACACCAACGCAGCCUGCAUCAUGAUCGGCGAGAAGGGAGCGGACAUGAUCAAGGAGGACUAUCUUGGCGGCAAACAUACCGAGCUCUAGGCUCAGCGAUAUUGCACGAUUUAGGUUUUACAUUUAUUGUAAAUUUUUUUUGUCUUAUAAUAAAUCAAU
Molecule: messenger RNA, 2149 nt
Organism: Drosophila gunungcola (fruit fly)
Lineage: Eukaryota; Metazoa; Arthropoda; Insecta; Diptera; Drosophilidae
Product: glucose dehydrogenase [FAD, quinone]
Exons: 3
Coding region: 209-2080 (623 amino acids)
Molecular function (GO): flavin adenine dinucleotide binding; ecdysone oxidase activity
Source: RefSeq, a predicted model, not a curated record